AUGGUGGCACUCCUUGACGGGCGCUUCUCCGCUGCGACUCGGGGCGGGGAGGAGGGGCUCGAACCCGCCGCGCGGGCUGGGCGACGAUGGAAGAGGGUGCCCGUAUGUCUGCUGCCCGUCUUGCUUUCUGUGAGCCUCUGCCUCGCGGCGUUGGGCGCUCUCAGCGAGGUCGGUCUGUUUUUUGAGAGUGGGUACCGGGGGGCGCUGCAGAUGCACAUUGAAAACUACAAAUGGAAAUUCACUGGCGACGCCUGCUACGUGGGCGCUGGAGGCAACCUCGUCGUGGAUCCCGAGCUCGGCGCGGACUACAUGAAGGCUCAAGUCCUGCGAACCGACCAAACGGGGCCGCUCCUCUGCGCCUGGCUAGACAACCUCUUCAGGCAGCACCAGAUGCGCCGCGUCGCGUGGGCGAAGGCCCAUCAGGCUGCCAAAGGGCGUGUGUCGAUGCUGAACGUGGUGGAGAAGCUUAAAAGCACGGUCACCAGGUUUCCGCCUUUCCGCGUGAUCGUGACGUCCAGGUACUUGGAUCUGUGGCACGACAAUCGCUUGGGCAACGCGAUGCCGUGGAUGAUGGCGACGUUCAAGUAUGUGGCGCCUAAGAACGGCUACGGUCUCUUCAGCGAGCUGGAAUCAGUUUUUUCCGCGGACCCAAUGUCCUACAGCAGCACCGACGUGUUCCUCCUCCUCGCGCCCGCGGCAAAUUUCCACACAGCCGUCCAGCAGCAGAGCGCAAGCAAGCGCACCGUCCUCUCCGGCAUCAUCGGAGGCAUCGGCGCCGGCGGGAAAGUCGCGAAGCUCUCGACACACCUUGAGCGAGGGGAUUUAGUCGACAUCGCCAACCUGCUCUACGCCAUCGCCAAAGGAGUCUUCGUCAUCAACGCCUCGCUCAACGACUUCUGGCUCGACGGCGCCACCUGCUACUUCCGCUCGCGCUUCCGGGUGCGGAGUGUUAUCAACGGGCUGAGUUUGUGCCAGUUUCUGGCGGGGCAGGCGGCGAACGACCCGUACGGGGCGUUUCGGGCGCACAUGAUGCAGUCUGUCAAGCUGACGGUUACAGGCAUCGACUUCUUCAAUGGGGAGGCGCCGGCACUGAGUUACGUCGUCACCGAGGGCGUGAUCUUUGCAGACACGAACAUCCCCGGCACACUGGUUCUCGACAACGACCCGCAAAUCGUGCCCCUGUACAUCCGCACGACGCGCAUGGCGAGAAAGGUGCGAAUCGCCAAAGUGGCAUUCGAUGUUCUCGUCUUCCUGAAGCGAAUUGCUGCCACCCUCGCUAACGAAGAAGCCAAGCAAAAUUGA
Besnoitia besnoiti is the source of this 1302-nucleotide messenger RNA. RefSeq names its product dense granule protein GRA12. The transcript is spliced from 3 exons. Lineage: Eukaryota; Apicomplexa; Conoidasida; Eucoccidiorida; Sarcocystidae. The coding region runs from base 1 to 1302 and encodes 433 amino acids. The record is from RefSeq and is a predicted model, not a curated record.